AUGCUUUCUCCGUUCAUUAUUUAUAACCCUUUCAAACUCGUCAGUCGGCUCUGCCCCAUCCUGAACGUGGAAUGCCUGGAGCUGUUGGUGAGCAACGCGGCCAAGUUCCAGCUGACCGACGACCUUGGCCGGACGCCGCUGCAUCUGGCCGCCGCACGCGGUCACUUCGAGUGCCUCUACACACUGGUCGUGUGCGGGUCGACCGUCAACGAGCAGGAUGCCGACGGAUGUACGCCACUGCACUUGGCCGCCGCUUACGAUGUCGAGGGCAGAUGUGUUUCGUACCUGGUGACGCACAAAGCGAUGCCUCUGAUGCGCGACCGCCGUGGCUUCACAGCGUUUCACUACGGCGUCGCCGGGGAAAACGAGACUGGCCUACAGCAUCUAUUAGCAGCAGUCAGUAAAGUCUGUCUCUACGGCAGCGAUAUGCCCAAAACCACGCCGCUACAUCUCGCUGCGAACUGUGGCAACAGUGGUAUUUUAAAGCAGUUACUUCCUCUGUUCUCCGACACAAACAUCAAGGAUGAAAAUGGCAGAACUGCUCUACAUCUUGCAGCCUAUAAAGGUCACGAGCAAUGCGUUUGUCUGCUGAUUCGGUGCGGUGCGCGAGUGUGUGUGCACGACGGGAAGGCGCAGCAGACUCCGGUGCAUUUGGCCGCGUUGGCCAACCGCGGGAAGUGCCUGUCAAUGCUGUUGGAGAGCUCAGAGAACAGUGCUGUCGUAGACACCAUGGACGUUCACAAGAGAACUCCUCUGAGCCUAGCAGUGGGAGCUGGCAAUAUGUAUUGUGUGGUGAUUCUGCUGGAAGCACAAGCCAGUGUCAACAUUGUAGACAAGAACAAGCAUCCUCCUCUUUUUCGUGCCGUGGUGUCCGGUCAUAAGGAGGUGAUCGAGCUGAUAGUGGAGAAAGGUGGCAACCUGGUUUACCAAGAUGGCGCCGGCAAGACGGCCCUACACCUGGCGGCCGCCUGCGGACACACGGCCGCCUGCGUCACGCUGCUGCAGGCCGCAACUGCGGCGCAACGGGCACUCCUACUCGCCGCACACGACUAUCACAACUGCACGCCGCUGCACUGGGCUUGCUACAACGGACACGAUGCGACAGUGCAAUACUUGUUGCUGUUCAGUGAGAUCAAAUCACUGGAAGGAAACGCCUUUUCGCCGGUUCAUUGUUCAGUGUACAAGAACUCAGUGCAGUGCCUGGAGCUACUGGUCAACCGGUUCGGCUCUCAGGUGGUGGCGCUGAAGGACAAACAGCAGCGCACCCCCCUCCACAUCGCCGCCCUCGUCAACAGUCUGCCCUGUGCACGCCUGUUGCUGCGACACCGUGCCUCGCUCGAGGCGUGCGACGCACAAGGACGCACGCCGCUCGUGUGUGCCGCGGCGCGCGGUCAUCAUCAUGUCAUCAGAGCUUUGCUGGAGAAGAAGGCGUCGGUGAGAGCGUGUGACGUAGCCGGCAACACAGCACUGCAUCACGCCUGCAACCAACCGACGCCCCAACACACGCAGUGCGCCCUGCUUCUGCUCGAGAACACAUUCGACGCCGCCAUUGUCAACAUGCCCAACAAACACAAGCGAACGCCACUGCACCUGUCAGCACGCAAUGGACUGGUGCUCGUGACCCGGCUGCUGCUGGAGCGAGGUGCCUCGCCGCAAAUGGUGGACUGCAAGGGUCUGACUCCGGCGCUGUCCUGUGCGCGCAACCCGGAUGUCGCUCAAUGCCUCGCGCUCAUCCUGUCCUGUACGCCGCCACCCACGCCACCGUUCUACUUGCUCAACAAUGUGAAGAAGCUCUCGUUGAACAUAUCAGCCGUGGGCAACGUGCUACCAGCGCCUGCUUCGCCCCCCGAAGAAUACAACAUGAUGGUUAUCAGUAGCUUGGAAGCUGUAUAAACCGCUGGAGCUUUAAUCGUGAACAUUUAAAAUUAAUAGUAAUAUGCGGUAUUUUGAACGUCCACUUGAAGGUUAUUCAAAGAAAUACUGAUAUCAGUCUCUAUUGUGAAUCAAAUGAGCUGAGAAAAUGCAUAAUAUUUCAAGGAGAAUGGGAUUUCACUGAAACAAUAUCAAGAUGUUCAUAUUUAUAUUUCGGCCAAUACCAGAGCAGAGUUUCCGCUCCAAAUAUUGUGAUUGAAAUUCAGUAUUUCAUUUAUGUAACGAACUUUACAUGUAAACAUUAUAUUACGUAAUAAUAUAAUUAUCUGUAGAGUUGAAGGAGACUACAUUGAACGAUACACUAAUGCCCACUUUUUAGGACAAUUAUUUAAUUUAAUGGAUCAUUAGUUUUGGUUUCUUUAGAUUUAAUAAGUAUGCUAGAAACCGUGUCAAAUACAUACCGUUGUAUGAACUAAUACCCACUUUUUAGGACAAUUAUAAAAUUUAAUGGAUCAUUAGUUUUGGUUUCUUUAGAUUUAAUAAGUAUGCUAGAAACCGUGUCAAAUACAUACCGUUGUAUGAAUAUUUUUCAGUAAGGUGAAAUAAUAUGGUGAAAUUCCACAAUAUCUUUGUUCAUAGUGUAAAAUUUUCAGUAACGCUACAGGCCUCUGUGAUAAUUCUUUUUUUAUUCAAUGAUGCCUUUCUAAUUCUUAGUGUUUUUUAGUUUCACUUUAUUCGUCAAAUAAUAUUUUUAUUAGCAUUCCAUGUAUUCAAGGAAAAUUCUCACAAAUAAUGUAUGUUGCCUAUGAUGAAUGUAAUAUUGAUUACUCUAUCAUUGUCGGAUUUUAAUUUAUGAAUUAUUAUAAACAUGAAUAAGUAUUUCUGUAAUUUGUAGCAAGUGGAAUAAUUUGAAACUGUUCAGUGCCUCAAUUCAAUCUUAGUGCAAUGAAUGAUGCCAAGUGAAUUUUUUUGAAUGUUGUAAGCGUUUUAAUAAUAAUACUAUGUGAUUAACCCUUGGAUCCAAUAAUUGUGAAUGAGAAUGGUGUUUUCAGUAAAAUAUAUUGCAAGUGCUCUUCCCAGAGAGUCCAGAUUUCAGUGAGUCCAGUAGGCUUACUGAUUUCUCGAUUCGUGUUGGACACCACACCAUGUAAAGUGUCUUGCAUGUGAUAAGCUUUUUGUGAUGAUUGAUAAAAAGACUUGUGUUCUUGUGUGAAAUUCAAGAAGUGCUUUACUCUGAUGAUACCAUGAAAGAUUUUUCAAUAGCCCACGUCAUCAAUUUCCAUAUUGAAAUUCGUUCAUUCCUUUAUUUUUAGUGUUUAUGUUUUAGAUUAUAGUUUUAACUGUUGGGACCUGUACGAAUAUAACUACUUAAUUUGUAUAAAUGUAUUAAUUCAUAACAUAUUGUUUCAAGUUUUCAGAGGUUGUCUGUCUGAUAAAUGAAGGGCUCAGAGAAAUAAUACACAGUCACAAAAAGCAAAUUUUACAGGAGAACGUUUUUGAAGAAAAUGCUACAUGACUCUAUUUAUGUUUCCUCUGAUCUUGUUCGUUAUUACAUGUCAAGCCAUGGACUUUGUGCGUUACUACUUUGUAUGCUAUUUCUUCUUCUGCUUAUAUCUAGAACUAUGUUCAAUAUAUCUCUGUAUUAUUUUUACAUGGCAAUAGUAUAGCAUGAUAGCCACCUGUUGGAAUGAAAAUCUCAAUUUUGAAAAUUUUGGACUAUGUGUGUUAUUCCUCUGCAAAGUUAGUAGACAGAAGGUUGUUCACUCAUAUAUAGUAUUUUAGUUGGAGUGGGGGAACUGCAGCCGUGACGUAGGCUGUAGUACAGAGUAGGCAAAAUAUCGCAUUCUUGAAAAUCAUACGGUGACGUAUAGUCAAAUUAUAUAACAAAAACAUUAUCUGACAUGCAAGCGUUCUGUUUCUGCCUUACAAUAAUUAUCAAAACAUUUAAAUAAUACAAGAAUUUUGCCAUAUAAAAGCAAAAACUGCACCUCCUAACUUUCCUUUUCAAACCCUUAAGGUUUCUCCAUCUUCUAGGUCGUGUUCAUAUUUUGUAGUUUGACUAUACAUCAGCUUGUAAAUUUCGGGGAUAAGAUAUUUUGAUUCUCGUAGAUCAUGUGCUCGAUACCAGCAUGUGUUCAGUGCAUUUAUAUGAACGAAAUUUAUCGGGAUCGGUUUAUUGCAAUGCAUUAAUUUUUCAAUAUUUUUCAUGCGUUAAUCUGAAAUUAUAGUAGUAUAACGUUGUCUACUAACCCUUUUCCAGCUUAUUAACUUUUUCGUGUCACGUUUUUAGAUUCUUGAAAAAUUUUCAACUUCAUUUUAUUCAUACAAGUUGAAUGAACUUGGAAUAUUUAACUACAUCAUUAAAAUCGGUGAUUCAUUCGCUAUAAGUAUGGAGAAUUUUCAAGUUCUUGGUCAAUCUUGAGGGCAAUAAACGACUAUUUAUUUGAAGAUACAGUGAAUAAACUGUAUGCUCAGUGUGGUUACUCAAUCACAUUUUUACUACACGUGACGUCACGCUGGCGUUCCCCCCUCCACUUCGAAUCUUACACCUGUGAGUGAUCAACCUUCUGUCUACUAAAGUUGAUUCCUCUGAGCCCUUCAAAUUAUAAGAGCUUAUUCUAAUAACCUAAAGUUUUCCAAUUUAAACUAAUUUAUGUGAUGGAACGUUGUUUUACAGUUUAAAUGUUUUGUGAAUAUUUCACCUUUAAUUCUCUUAUUUUUUGAAUUUGCUAAUAUUGCAACCAGUGAUCUGUUUUUAUCAAUUAAAUGGCGAAAUAUUGUUUAAAUUUCGGUUCAAGUCUACUAUCAACUAAGAUCAGUGAUAUGUAUUCAGGAUAAGUUCUCUUUUAAGUUUCUAUAAUCCAAUGAUUUGCGUGCCAACUAUUGUCUUGAGUGUGAAUUGCAUUAUUAGAGCUCAUCACAAGAACAUGAUUUCCAAUUUAAAUGUGAGUUAUUUCAAUUAUUAUAACAUGAUAUUAAAUGUAAUAAAGGUUGUUCAUUUCUAGAAAAA
Molecule: messenger RNA, 4882 nt
Organism: Nilaparvata lugens (brown planthopper)
Lineage: Eukaryota; Metazoa; Arthropoda; Insecta; Hemiptera; Delphacidae
Product: serine/threonine-protein phosphatase 6 regulatory ankyrin repeat subunit A-like
Exons: 14
Coding region: 1-1893 (630 amino acids)
Molecular function (GO): protein binding
Source: RefSeq, a predicted model, not a curated record